Messenger RNA from Theileria parva strain Muguga, 1041 nucleotides. RefSeq lists its product as uncharacterized. Lineage: Eukaryota; Apicomplexa; Aconoidasida; Piroplasmida; Theileriidae. Bases 1 to 1041 code for a protein of 346 amino acids. The transcript has a single exon. The record is from RefSeq and is a predicted model, not a curated record.
AUGUCAGUAACAUUCUUUCCAAUUAUAAACAAUCCAAUGGAUUUAACAGCCGAACCAGAUCAUUCACCAGAUACGAAAAAGGAUAUCUCAAAUAACAAUUCGUCAGAUAAUUCAGACAACGUAACAGAUGAAAAACCAUACCUCAGCUUACCAAUUAAUAGAUGGGAAGUAAAUCCAAAGGAAGUGACAGUAGAAGUCAAGUCAUUUAUUACAAUGGAUUGCCAUGCAGUAAAGCUGGAUAUAAGUAAAGCUAUUCCAACCAGGAAAACAGAAUGGUGGACAGGCUUCAAUUUUGGUGACUUUAUUAGGCCAUACAACCAAGUCUACGGGUUAGUGGUAGAUGGCGAUCAAGUUAUUUGGAAAUCUACAAAACCAAAUGAAUGUGGUUUGAAAGUUGAGUUAUUUUAUCUAUUGAACAGACCUGAUAUGGUUAUAAUCCUGCUAGAAAACCUUGGUCUUCAUAUUUCCCAGAAAUAUAAAUGUGAAGAGUGUGAAAAACUGUCAGAACAAGAAAGAAGAUUAACAUGGGCUGUAAAAGGUGGAUGCGAAAGAUGCUGGGCCAGGGAUGAGUGGGUAGAUGUUACUCACAAGUUCUUCGAUCCCUUCAAAUUAAGAUUUUAUCCUGAAGAUGGGGGCGAAACUGAAAAACAACCAAUGGAUUAUGAUGUAUCACUAAAAGGUUACAACUAUGAAAUAGAGUUAAAGGAACCGUGUGCUUACCUUACAUACGGCGACAGGAUCCUAUUCUCACAACGCGGAAAAACCAAAGGAACGUCCAUUACAAAAAUUAAUUAUCAUAUUGUGUAUAUGACUUUAAGACUUAAGCUGACUGAUGGAAGAACCCUAGAACGCAGAUACGAGCCGGAAAACGAGAUUCAACCGGAACCCAAAAUUGAAACGUACGAAGAUGAGGAAAUAUAUAAUGUUACUAUGUAUUGCAAAGAUUGUACAACGAAGGACAGAGUCAUUAGGGAAGCAAUUAAGGAGCCAAAAUUUAAAAUACCAUCAAGCCAAUCUAAAAAGAAACAAAAAACUAAAUAA